AUCAAAAUUUGGAUUUCUUGUCAUCUAAAUGUCAUUUUAGGCCAAAAUUUGCCCAAAAAUUAAAACUACUUUAUUUUCGACAAAAUUUGGCUCAAUUAACAAGAAAAGUAUGCUGAACAUGAUGGUAACUUCAAAAUUUGGAUUUUUUGUCACCUAAAUGUCAUUUUAGGCCAAAAUUAGCCCAAAAAUUAAAACUACUUUAUUUUCGACAACAUUUGGCACAGUUAACAAAAAAGGUAUACUGAACAUGAUAGUGACAUCAAAGUGUUAAUUUUUUGUCACCUAAAUGCCGUUUAAGACCAUAAACGUUUCAAUCGCGCCACUGUAACCAUGAAUGAUAGGCUGUAUUUUUUGUUAGCAGAAAUUGUAGAAUUGGGUCGCAUUGUCGAUGUUUCAUAGUUGUGCAUUUUUAAUAGCGAGAUAGUUUAUGCAGCGCCUGCAUCUUGUUUACAUUAAUAACCAUCAACUUUAGAUAAAAAAAAAGUCAUUCGUCGUCAAUACUAAAAGCAUGUCCAUUGAAAUCCUCUUGUACAGUAGCAACACGAAAAAAUUGGCGGAUGGCGAAAAAGUUAAUUUUGGCGGGGAAUUUAAUUUGGCAGGCACCGCCAAAUUUUCAUUCUACCAAAAUCUCUGCCCUUAGGUAUCAAAUGAUAUAAAAACGUUUUAUCAUUAUAAAAUAUUUUUUAGUGUCAUGGCAUAUUUGAAAAGAUACAGAAAAAAUAUUGCUGAAGUGAACAAACUUGCAAGAAGCAGUGAUAGCGAUGAUGCAGUUGAAACUCACAGGGAAGGGGGAAAUCAAAUUUUUGAAGAGUGUUACAUUGAAAGCAAUUCAUGUAGCAUGGACUGUGAUAUUGACUCAACUGAUACUGUAAAUGACAGUGGCAGUAGUAGUGAUGAAGAGUGGUUAAGUGAUGCAAUGGGAAACAUCACAUUAUCGGAAGAACUUGCGUCAUGGGCAGUGCGAAAUAGAGUUACAAGAAAUUCUGUUAAUGAACUUUUGGACAUCUUGAGAAAAAAUGGGCAUACUCUCCCAAAAGAUAGUCGCACUCUUCUCAAGACACCAAGAAACGUGAACACAGAUUCAAUCUGUGCGGGAAAAUAUGUUUACUUGGGCAUAGAAAAUGGAAUAAGACGAAUGCUUCUUAACAAUCCGAACAUCACCGUAACAGAAUAUAUCAAGCUUGCAAUAAAUAUAGAUGGAAUACCUUUAUAUAAGUCAUCAAGCACCCAAUUUUGGCCAAUUCUAGGUCAAUUUGAAUAUGCAACACCAUUUGUGAUAGCACUUUUUUGUGGCAAUAGCAAACCAACACCUGUUGAAUACUUUUGCCAUGAAUUUCUGGAAGAGCUGCAUAAACUUCGAAGUGAUACCAUGAUCGUAAAUGAUAUUGAUGUACGAGUGGCUUUGCACUUUUUCACUUGCGACGCCCCAGCAAGGCAAUUUUUAAAAGGCAUAAAAGGCCAUACAGGAUACGACGGUUGUGAACGUUGUACUGUUGCUGGAGAGUAUAUCGAAGGUCGGAUAAUCUUUAAUGACAUUGAUAAAAAUCCCCGUACUGACGCUGGUUUUCUAAAAUAUGAGUACAAAAAACACCAGCUCAAAUUAAGCCCCCUGAUACAGUAUAACAUAUGUUGUGUUACAGACUUUGUUUUAGAUUACAUGCAUUUGGUAUGUCUAGGGGUCGUUAAACGUCUACUGAAUUUCCUGAUUAAAGAUGGUCCAAGACUAUGCAAAUUAUCCAGAAAUCAAAUAACGUUAAUUUCCAGCAAGUUGGUUCAGCUAAAUGGUACACUUCCAUCUGAAUUUGUUCGUCAACCACGAUCACUGAACGAAUUCUGCAGAUGGAAGGCCACAGAAUUUAGACAAUUCUUACUAUUCACAGGGCCAAUUGUAUUAAAAGGUAUAUUGUCAAAGGAAGCCUUUACUCAUUUCCUAUCAUUAUCAAUUGCUAUCAAAAUCAUGUUGGAAUCUAAUGGUGGUAUCAGGUCUGCUUACUUGAAUUAUGCUCAUCAACUUCUGGAAUAUUUUGUGACAAAUUCACAAGAAUUUUAUGGAAAUUAUUUCUGCUCAUACAACGUGCAUAAUUUAAUUCAUCUAUCAUCUGACGUCGAGAAAUUCAACUUGCCCUUAGAUGCCAUGUCGUGCUUUCCAUUUGAAAAUUACUUGCAAAUUCUUUUUUAUGUGCUUACAGACUCAUCCAUCAUGUCACCAGAAGUCAGACCAUUGAUACAACAUCAAAACACAACACCAACACAUACACCACCAAAUAGUUUAAAGAGGAAGCAUGUCAGUCCAGUAAGACAAACACCAUCUGGAUCACAGAAUGCAGGUGGAAGUUCUGGAAACGAUCCCUUUCCUAUGUCGACAGGAAAGUUUCAGAAGAGGGUAUUGUAUCUCCUAACCGAUAUCAGGAAUUUGUUGGGAAGACAAAAUGAAAAAGCAGCAGAGCCGGACACAGCUCAACCACAGGAGCCAUUUGAACUGCUAAAGAGUGUUCAAGAGCUAAUAGAGUUUGAGGAGACAUUAAAAGACAAGUCAAACUAUGAUAGAUUGCUAUCCCAGUUAUCAAGAGUUGGUGGCUCAAAAAUUCGCGAAAAUGUGAAAAAUGUUCUGUUAAAGUGAGUCAAAGCAUAAGUACCCCUUAGAGAAUUUAAAAUGUACUAACCUUUGUUGUGUAGUUUACAGUGGUAGUGGAAAAUCACUUUGUUGUGCCCACAUGCUUCGUUUCAUCUUCUCCAUAAAAAAAUCGUGCACGAGGUCCAAGAAUUAUUUAAUUGAAUGAAUAGUUUACGGAAUGCGGCCCCGCAGCCUAAUGGACUCGCAACUAUAUAUUAAAUGCGCUUACGAUGUCGAUUGUUUUACUUUUAUUCCACUUUCAUUAUAGAAUCAUGAAUAAUGAAGUAAUGUCGGCACUCAACAUGAAAGGGAAGGGAAAAAGUGAAAAGGUUGGGUUUGCAAGGAUGAACUUAUAUAAAGCUGUUGUCGGUUAGUAAAAAAAUCCUAUUCCUAAUAUUCAAUUUAUAUAUGUGCUUGUAAGCGUUUUAGUUUGUUGUUGUUAAUUUAUUUAUUGUCGGUUAAAAUAUGUACAAAUAAAUACAAUAGCUCUUAUUAAAGUGCUAAUCCAAACCGACAAGUUUGUAUUAAGUUUUUCCCGCCAUUUCGAGGGGUCGACGUUCAGGGGGAAAAAUACACAUUAAUCUGAGGAAAUCUAUUUGUCCAGCUGUUGUACUGUAAACUACCUCCAUCAAUAUGUGAUAAGAAUUUUGUUACGUUGUAGAAACUGUUAUCAAACAUCAAAAGAAUGCGACAGAAGGAGAAGUUCGUGCGUGUACGGCAUCAAUCCUUAAAUAUGCACCUGAUAGAUGUGGAGGAGCGGGAAGAACUAAUGCCGAAGAAAAUUAAAUCGAUUAAUUUUUAAAUAAUUUACAACUUUUAUAUCAGAGAGGAUUAUAAAUUUUUCAAGCGCCGUAAUAAAUUCUUCUAGCUUAUAUUAAUUUUGAUUGGGUGGCAGAAAAUUAGAAUGGCAAAAUGUUAAAGUGAUUUUAGCUCAACAAUUUUUAGUGUUUCUACUAGAGAUCGGACUUGUGACUAGUAAAAGUAUGGAAUAUGCAUGAGUGGGUGCUUUUUUUAAGGAAAUACAGUGCUAAUAUAAUAUUCAUUAUAUUUUUAUUGUAAUUUUCAACCUCGAUUCCUGGACUUCUUGCACCUGGUGAGGACGGUGGCUUUUCACACUUUUUAUAAAGUAUAGCAUCAUGAUCGUAUUUAUUCGCAUCUGGUAUCCUUAACAAACACCCUUGUAUUCAACUCUGACUUCAUUAAGAAAACAUACUUUUUCUCUAACCAAUGCUUGAUUAAAGACUUCGGUGCAACAGUUUUGCUUGACACUUUAGGUGAUUUGAGCAUACUAACAGGCUGCCUUAUCAGGAGGCGUGCCUGGCACAUGAAAUCGCAGCUAUAAAUUUGCAAAUACUGCACGUUUAACAACCUCGUCAUUGCUGCGUUACAUUUUUUGCAUUGGGUUGGAACGCUGGAGAUUCUCACAUAGUACCAGUUGUGAAUACUUGAAAUAUCGUUUUUAUAUUUUGUAUUAUAAAACUCCGUUAAGUUUCAUUUAGGAAGUUUUCAGCGGAGAAGUUGUAUAUACUGCCGAUGUUUAUAAUAAAAAAAUGACAUAUCGUAGAAA
This is a messenger RNA of Hydractinia symbiolongicarpus, 4181 nucleotides long. RefSeq lists its product as uncharacterized. The coding region runs from base 692 to 2620 and encodes 642 amino acids. The record is from RefSeq and is a predicted model, not a curated record. NCBI's taxonomy places the organism in Eukaryota, Metazoa, Cnidaria, Hydrozoa, Anthoathecata, Hydractiniidae. The transcript is spliced from 4 exons.